Oncorhynchus tshawytscha (Chinook salmon) is the source of this 831-nucleotide messenger RNA. Its product is annotated as vegetative cell wall protein gp1-like. The record is from RefSeq and is a predicted model, not a curated record. Lineage: Eukaryota; Metazoa; Chordata; Actinopteri; Salmoniformes; Salmonidae. The transcript is spliced from 2 exons. Bases 1 to 831 code for a protein of 276 amino acids.
AUGAAAACUGAGAAGGAGCCGGGGGUCGUACUCAUCACAGAGAAUAGUGUUUUGGAAGACUCCUGUAACCGGCGACAGACUGCACAGCCACCGCAUGACCCAGGCCCAGGCAGCUACCGCAUCCCCCACACCCAGGCAGGCACUGCAUUCCCCACGCCCAGGCAGCUACCGCAUCCCCCACACCCAGGCAGGCACUGCAUGCCCCACCCCCAGGCACCCAGGCAGGCACUGCAUGCCCCACCCCCCAGGCAGCCACUGCAUCCCCGCCCAGGCAGCCCAGGCAGCCACUGCAUCCCCCGCCCACCCCCAGGCAGCCACUGCAUCCCCCAGGCACCCCCCCAGGCAGCCACUGCAUCCCCCGCACCCCAGGCAGCCACUGCAUCCCCACGCCCAGGCAGCCACUGCAUCCCCCACGCCCAGGCAGCCACUGCAUCCCCCCCCCCACGCCCAGGCAGCCACUGCAUCCCCCACGCCCAGGCAGCCACUGCAUCCCGCCCAGGCAGCCAGCGCAUCCCCCACACAGGCCCAGGCAGCCACUGCCCCCAGGUCCCACCCCCAGGCAGCCACCGCAUCCCCCACGCCCAGGCAGCCACCGCAUCCCCCACCCCCAGGCAGCCACUGCAUCCCCCCCCCCAGGCAGCCACCAUCCCCCACCCCCAGGCAUCCCCCACGCCCAGGCAGCCACCAUCCCGCCCAGGCAGCCACCGCAUCCCCCACGCCCAGGCAGCCACCGCAUCCCCCCCACCCCCAGGCAGCCACCGCAUCCCCCACACCCAGGCAGCCACCGCAUCCCCCACACCCAGGCAGCCACCGCAGCUUGCCAUUUGCUAA